CCACCAAACCCAUUCUCACUCACCACCGUUUUUUUUUUUGGGUUCAAUUUCUCUCUCUAGGGUGUUUCUCUAUCUAGAAUCUCCGGCCAGCUGCUCCGCCGUCGUCCAUGGCGUCCGCGCGUGAGGGCCACUACAGGGGGGUGAGGAAGCGGCCGUGGGGGCGCUACGCCGCCGAGAUACGCGACCCGUGGAAGAAGACGCGGGUGUGGUUGGGGACGUUCGACACGCCGGAGGAGGCCGCCCUGGCCUACGACGGCGCCGCCAGGUCCCUCCGCGGCGCCAAGGCGAAGACGAACUUUCCGGCGCCGCCGCCCGGGCUGUCACUGGAUCUCAACCUGCCGUCCGACCACCGCUGGAUUUCCCCGUCCGGUAGGGUAAUGAUCCACGACUUCCUCCACAGCGGAGUUCUCCGGGACGCGAAUGCUCCGAACAAUGGCGGAGCGCUGCCGCCCGCCGCCGCGACUCCCGCCGGCGACACCAAUGCUCCGCCGAAGUAUUUUGGAAUGGUCAGACGUGGCUUGGCCAUAGACCUGAACGAGCCGCCGCCUCUGUGGAUGUAGCCGUUACUAAUUUUUUUUGGAUUAGGUCCUCGAUGUUCUAAGCAUUUACUAUUAACUGCUUUUUAAUUAAAAUUUCAACGGCGGAGAUCUCAUCGUCUUGGCCCGAAUCAGAUCGGAUUCAGAUUUGUCGUCCUUUGUAAAUAUCACCGAAUGAGACUCAAUUAUCCAAUUUUUAUUCCUUAUCCUCCAA
Molecule: messenger RNA, 750 nt
Organism: Andrographis paniculata
Lineage: Eukaryota; Viridiplantae; Streptophyta; Magnoliopsida; Lamiales; Acanthaceae
Product: ethylene-responsive transcription factor 12-like
Exons: 1
Coding region: 108-560 (150 amino acids)
Biological process (GO): regulation of DNA-templated transcription
Molecular function (GO): DNA binding; DNA-binding transcription factor activity
Source: RefSeq, a predicted model, not a curated record